This is a messenger RNA of Annulohypoxylon maeteangense, 296 nucleotides long. RefSeq lists its product as uncharacterized. Lineage: Eukaryota; Fungi; Ascomycota; Sordariomycetes; Xylariales; Hypoxylaceae. The record is from RefSeq and is a predicted model, not a curated record. The transcript is spliced from 3 exons. The coding region runs from base 46 to 276 and encodes 76 amino acids.
AGGUCAGCUAGGGGAACUGAUGAGAUUCGUCGAUUUCGCCAAGGCAUGUGGGAAGAGAUGGAAUCACGGAGGCAUAAACUGGGGAAGGUAUUUCCAGCGUCCUUUGGUGCAGCCGAUGAGCGCGAAGGAAUUAUAGAAUAUAUGCUCCAAGGCUCAGUAGACUUUAUUACGAAGAAUGGCGAGCGGCAAGCGGUGUCGUGGGCGGGGCAUGCUAUUUUGAACGAGGUGGAAGGGGGAUUGAAAUAUCGGUUAUAUCAAGUCUUCUUACGCAGAUGACUUCAAGGUUUACUCUUGCA